Messenger RNA from Aspergillus pseudotamarii, 384 nucleotides. RefSeq names its product EthD domain-containing protein. The record is from RefSeq and is a predicted model, not a curated record. The coding region runs from base 1 to 384 and encodes 127 amino acids. NCBI's taxonomy places the organism in Eukaryota, Fungi, Ascomycota, Eurotiomycetes, Eurotiales, Aspergillaceae. Gene Ontology annotation, molecular function: oxidoreductase activity. The transcript has a single exon.
AUGCCGAGCGACGGCUUCACCAUCGUUGUCUUUGUGACUCGCAAGCCAGAACUUUCCCCCGACGCCUUCCAGGAUUACUGGGAGAAACACCAUGUGCCAUUACUUCGACGCCUUGGCGGACCUCGUUUUCCACGCAGUCAUAUUCGACACUAUUUGAAACGUGACGCUCAAGCCCCCGGCUUCCUCGCUGCUGUGCUGGUGGGGGAGCCAUCCGAUUUUACCUAUGACGCAUUUGCUAUUAUCAACUUUGAGAGCGAAGCCGCAUUUCAAGAAUUUGUCCCUAUUAUGUCGACUCCCGAAGUUUUGGAGGACGAGGAUAGAUUCACAGAUCGGGCCAAAAUGAGAGCCGUGGUGCUUGGUGGAGUGAGGCAAACGACGCGUUAA